CCGUGGUCGCAAGAUGGCGUAAUACGUACGACGCUGCUUUUGACGUUCGUGUAUGAGUUUUUUUUUGGUUCCUUCUACGUUGAAAACGCGAAGAAGUAAUUUUUCCAUUAGUGCGUUGCUUGGUCCUCGCUCGUUUGACCGAGAAUGCGGUGGAAAGAGUUAGCCGUGAUACAAGACGCUCAACUAAUCAGGAUUUCGAUUACAAGUACAUAGUACGCGAGACACACGAGGUCCCGCGAUUGGCCAGUUUAUGAGACGACGAUGGCUCCGUGAGGAGAGAGAACAUGGCUGCGACGCAAGCCGAGAGCCAACAAAACGAUGUGAAGCUGAACGAGUCCGUGAAAUGCGCACAGAAACGUCCGCAAGUUGGUGGAAAUAGUGCAAGUGGUAGUACAAAGCAGCAGCUGGAUCCAGAGCCGGGUGAUAAAGUGUCCCGGGGCGCGGCCCAGCUGCUUAAAUAUGUGAAUCGCGGUGGGGACACGGCUUUCGAGAUGAGUCAAUACCGCGAGGACAUUGGUGGACACACUGCCGGUGAAAUAAAAUCUCCACGAGAGGCCGGCCAAGCUCCCCAGGAGACUAUCGGUAAACAGGAGGCCCUUGACGCAUCUGGACACGCGGGUCAUCCUGGACAUCCGUUUGCGCCGAACGUUAUACGUGACUACUCUGAAGAGUAUACCAAUAAAUCUAAUGAAUUUUCCGCCAAACCAUUGACCGAUUAUCAAGGCAAACAGAUACCAGAAUAUGUGACGAAACAUGGAGAAUUUCCAGGAAUUCAUCGACCAGACAUGGAAGAACAUUAUGCUGCUUCUAAGGUCGAAUCAAGAUUAGCUUAUGUAGGAGGUACUCCUGCCAGCUUUCCUGGGCAACCAAGGUUUCUAUCGGGUCAAAGUAUAUCACAAGCCACAGGUCCAACGCCUACUUUGAAUCAGUUACUUCAGGCUUCGACACCUGUUCAUCGAUUCCAUGGGAACUAUCCUGGGAUGGGACCUGAAUCUUAUCAACAACCGUGGCCUAUGCAACGACCACCGGUUGUGCCACCUGUAUAUCCUCAACCUAGCCAACGUCCUCCACAAACGGGUUCACCGAGACUACAUGGAGGACCAGGAGGACCUAGUUCUCCAACUCCUAUGCCAUACCAACAAUAUGCCCAACGUUAUUCCUCUCCUGCUAGACCCCAUACACCUUACAGCCAUCAUCAGUUAAAUUCAUAUACAACACAAACAAGCCAUCCUUCCAGUCUAUAUACGGAACAAAGAGGAUGGAAUCAAGGUGGUCCUCCAAAUCCUCCACCUCCACCUCCAUCUAAUCAAGUAAAUCCUUCAAGUCAGUCACCUCAAAGAGCUCUCUCUCAGUCUCCAGCACCACCACCAUCUGCUUCACCACAACCUCAACCAACUCAAUCUCAAAGUUUCCACAAUCUACAACAACGAUCAACAACACCGAAUACUCAAGGAAUAGAUUCUGGGGAAUUGUCAGGACAAAAUAGUAACGACAGUUCGAAUGGACCUGCCUGUCCUGGAACACCAAAUUCUCAGGGGAUGAGGCCUACCCCUUCGCCUACAGGAUCCACAGGUUCACGCUCGAUGUCCCCUGCUGUUGGUCAACAAAACGUUCAGAUGCCUCCACGUCCGUCGAGCAGCCAAUCAGACGGUAAUGGACCAGCGCGUAUGAGUCAUUCUCCAAUGACGACUCAGGGUAUAAUAUUUACCUUGUCAUAUUCAAGAGCGUAUCAACAACCAUUGGGUCCUUCUACGCACAUGCAUAGUUAUAAAAUGAAUAGUACUGGUCCUGGUGUAGUACAACCAGGACCAGGUACAGCAAGUCUUGGUGGAAUUAACCCAAUGGGUGGUGGAAUGGGAUAUUCAGCUGGUGGAACGGCUGCAGGUCAGCCUGGAGGUUAUCAUGCUCAGAGUACCUAUCCACCUCCUCGUCCACAUAUGCAGUUUCCACAGAGUUAUCCUUCUCCAGCUAAUUCACAACCACCACCAAAUAACCAAUAUCAACCUCCUAAUAGACCAAACAAUUUGGUGCAAUACCCUCCUUAUGCGCAUAAAAUGGGAUUUAAUAAUGUGCCACCUGGAAUGCCUCCUAGUCCAGGACCUCCUCAAGUUUAUGCAGUUAGCGGAGCAACUGGUGGCAUGGUACCUCCUGGUACCCCAAGUGUAGCUGUAAUAGGUAAUAUGGGACCUCCAGCAAGUUCUAUGGGUCCUCCACCACCUUCACCCAAUCAUGUGAGCAAUCAGCCACCACCUCCAAGCUCAGCAGUACCACAUAUUCAUACCCCUGCUGCAACACCACCACUUAAUCAUGAAGGAAGUCCAAUGCCACCACCAAGCACUACUCCUAAUUCACAUCCUACAUCGACGCCUACUCCGACGAGUCACAAUUCUACUGAUCUUACACCGGAGACUUCCAAUGAUAGUGGAAUAACCACUACUGCUUCUGGUACAUCGUCUAUUAACGUUACUUCAACUUCAAGUGGUACUGUUACAUCAGUUAUAACAACAGGUCCAGAUGGUACAUCCUUAGAUGAGGGUUCACAGCAAUCAACAUUGUCAAAUGCAUCAGCUGCCUCAGGAGAAGAUGCAGCUUUCACACCAAAGGUCCGUAAAGAAAUGUUAGGUGGAUAUCACAGUCAUCCUGCAACACCACAAAGUACAGUCCCAUCUCCUGGUGCUGCUAGCAUUAAUUCGAUUCAUGAGGAAUAUCCUGAUAUGAAUAGUCCAGGCUGGCCACGUACUCCUGCUAGUCCUGUGUUUAACAGUCAUGUGCCUCAAGACCCAUACAGAUCUAAGAAACCAGACAGCUUAGCAAAGCUUUAUGAGAUGGACGAUUCAAUGGAACGAAGAACAUGGUUAGACAAAUUAGUUUCUUUCAUGGAAGAACGAAGAACUCCAAUCACUAGCUGUCCAACAAUCUCCAAGAACCCCCUCGACCUAUUCCGGCUAUACCUCUACGUGAAGGAUAGGGGGGGCUUCAUGGAGGUAUGCAAGGUAACGAAGAAUAAAACAUGGAAAGAUAUCGCUGGAUCACUGGGUAUUGGCGCAAGUAGUAGCGCAGCAUAUACAUUACGGAAACAUUAUACUAAACAUUUAUUGGCAUUCGAAUGUCACUUCGAUCGUGGUGGUGUAGACCCACAACCUAUUAUAAAUCAAGUUGAAGCUGGUUCUAAGAAAAAAGCAAAUAAAGGAACAGCUUCUGUACCAUCACCUGGUUCUUCCAAUUCGCAAGAUUCCUUCCCUGCUGCUGGCUCUAGUAAUGCUUCAAUGGAUGGUUAUGGUAGCUAUCAAAGUAGUUAUGCUGGUGGUACACCAGGAGGACCGACAUCAGAAUAUACACCUCCUCCGCCAAGACCACCUAGCCAAAGUAGCGCUCCUUCUCCACAUCAAGGAAUACAACAAAGCAGUUACCAGACAACAGGUUCCUAUCAAAAUUAUCCUCAGGAUCAAUAUAUACGACCGCAAGGAAAUGCAUUAUCUCAGCAAGCAGAAUUCAGUCAACCUUAUUCACCUCGUUCACAUUAUCCUCCUUAUGUACCAGAUGUUGACAGUUCUUUGUCAAACAGAGGCUAUCCUAGUGGAAAUAUGCCACCAAAUACGGCCAGUGGACAAGAUAUGUAUAAUAGAUAUAGCAGUAGUCAGCAACCAGGAAAUUACCCAACGGGAACGCCACCUAAUGCUCGGAGCAAUAGUUAUCCUUCCGCGCCACAAGCUCAUCCAUCUAGUGUAUCUCAACAAACGGCUACGAGUCAACCUUCUUCACCUUCGCAGCCUCCAUCUGCCUCAUCGUAUUCUUGUCCUCAAGAUUAUUAUCGACAAGAACAGGCUGGUUAUGGAGGUCCCGGAGGAAGUCAGAUUUAUACUCCUGGUGCAUCUUCAAAUAAAAACAUGCCACCACCACCUCCAGGUCCUAGCCAACCUAGGCGUCAUCCUGAUUUUGCCAAAGACCAACAAUAUCCUCAAUAUAAUCAACAGCGACCAGCAUAUCCAGUUGCAGGAUGGCCAAGUACAACCAGUCAGUAUAAUAGCAGUAGUGGAAAUAAUAGAGUUCAGUAUCCAAAUCAACAAAAUCAGCCUCAAGCUCCACAACAGCAACAACCACAGCAACAACCACAACAACCACCGCCUCCUGUUGCCUCUGCAUCUUCAGCUGCUUCCGCCGUUGGAGCUAUAACUUCUGGUCAACAAUGGGGCAGUCAACAACCAAACAGGACUUCUUCUCAACCAAGUUUGAAUACUAUAGGAGGUCAUACACCUCCACCGUGGGAUCAUCGUUACUCUAAUCAACCAUCACCUUUAUACCCACCACCAGGAACACAUCAGAAUCAAUUAGGAAUGAGUCCCAUAAUGAGCCAACAGCCUACUUCAAAGAGAGAAAUGACGUUUCCUCCUGAUAGCGUAGAAGCUGUUACGCCAUUGUUAUAUAAACGACGAAAAUUAACUCGUGCUGACGUUGCUCCCGUGGAAGCUUGGCGCAUAAUGAUGGCCUUGCGUUCAGGAUUACUUGCUGAAAGCUGUUGGGCUCUUGACGUAUUGAACAUUUUAUUAUUUGAUGAUUCUUGUGUAAGUUAUUUUGGAUUGACGCAUUUACCCGGAUUAUUGGAUGUCUUAUUGGAACAUUUUUCACGAUCCUUGUCGGAUAUGUUCGAAUCUUCUGCCAACGAUGACGAUCAUUACUGGAGUCAACCAGCCAAUGGACCUGAAGUUGAUUUAGGAGCUGUAACACGUCCCAUAGAUCCAGAAGAUCGGACUAAGUUGCUCUCUUCAUCGAAUUACACGUUUUUGUCGAGGCGUGGACGUCCUGUGAAGAUCGUGCCUAGGGAUGACGACAUAUUUGUCUUGGACUCUCGAAGAAGCUGGGAUCAUCAAGAGUGCGAAGUAGAUACGGAGCCGUGGCAGGUUGACACGAGCGCUACAAAGUAUAUAGUGACGUGUUUUCAAUCAGAGAUAUGUUCGGUACCGUUCGCGCGCCUCCUCAGGGACGAGAAGCCGCCGCUCUUGCAGAAGGAGGUUGAACACAAUAUCGACUCGAAGGAUGAGUUUAAAAUGGAAGCAGGCUCAACAGAGAUUACUGAGUACUCUCACAAGUUCACAGAAUCCGGCGGUGAAUCGAGUGAAAAACCAAAGGAUAAUAAUGGUGAACGUAAACAAUUAGAUAAGAAGAAGAAAACGAAAACAUUGAGCGACGUUUUAUCUAGGAUUAAGAGAGAGCCGGUCGAAAUGAACGAUCUUACACGAGAGUUAUUUGAGAAAAAACAUGACGGUUAUAAAAAGGAUACAGAUGGUGAGACAAAGGCGAAUAACAACAUGGGAGAACACUUUGUAGAUAUACCGUCACAAAAAAGCGAUGAGGAAGGACAACAAUCGGUACCUACACAGAAUGGAUUAAAUGAUUCCGCGGCAGUUAUUAGCAACGUCGAUUUGGAGAAGGUCGAUAUUAAGUCCGAGAGCGAAGAGCAAGAAUCGCCGAGAGACGAUAACGAGGGACCAAGAUUACAGAUAAGAGAUCCUGCCGGUACCUUGAAGAGGAGACGAAUAAGCGAUUAUGAGGAUGAAAGUUAUUCACGUGAUGAAGCGAGUCUUUAUCUCGUUACGGAGACGCAGGAUAAUUUGGCGCGUCGUUGCGUCUGUCUCUCCACUAUCCUGAGGAACCUCACGUUCAUACCAGGAAACGAGGCUGAAUUUGCAAAGAACGUCACAUUUCUCAGCCUACUUGGCAAACUUUUGUUGCUUUAUCAUGAGCACCCAGCGAGGGCGCAAAAGACACGGAAUUAUGACAGAGAGGAAGAUGCGGAUUUUGCGGAUUCCUGUAGCAGUUUGCAAGGUGAAAGCGAAUGGUGGUGGGACUUUUUGCAUCAUAUAAGAGAAAACAUAUUAGUGAUGGCAGCGAAUAUAGCUGGCCAUAUGGAUCUGAGCCAACAUCCUGAGGAGAUAUCUCGUCCAGUUCUCGAUGGUCUUUUACACUGGGCCGUAUGUCCUGCAGCACAUGGCCAGGAUCCCUUCCCAACGGUUGGUCCAAAUUCGGCUCUCUCGCCACAGAGACUUGCUCUAGAGGCACUUUGCAAGCUUUGCGUAACCGAAUGCAACGUUGAUCUGGUUGUUGCGACGCCGCCUUAUUCGAGACUUCAGAGGCUCUGCUCUGUUCUAACCAGGCUUCUUUGUCGAAGCGAGGAACAAGUUCUCCGUGAAUUUGGUGUAAAUCUCUUACACUUCUUAUCAGCAGCCGACAGCGGAGUGGCACGUACUAUUGCCCUACAAACACCCUGCAUUACGCUCUUGGUUUCGUUCAUCGAGUAUGCCGAAACGAGCGCUAUAGGUGUCGCGAAUCAGCAUGGUCUUGCGGCUCUACGCGAUAACCCCGAGUCCAUGGGCACCAGCUUAGAUAUGUUACGACGCGCUGCCGGUACGCUACUCAAUCUCGCCAGGCAUCCAGACAACAGGACUCUUCUCCUACAACACGAAUCACGUUUGCUCGCACUCGUUAUGAGCCAGAUUCUGGAUCAGCAAGUUGCCGCGAUCGUUGCGCGUGUGCUAUUCCAGUGUUCCAGGGGUACGUAACUCUGAUGAUCACCUGCCGACGACUACGUUCUUCUUCGUCCGUCUUUAUCAUCUCCGUCUCUGUGCCCGUACGUAUUAUCUAGAUUGUGAAAGGAGAAAAGAAAAAAAGGAGUGUUUUGACCGAGUGACGAUGAUAAUGAUAAUGAAUGAUAAUGGUGAUAAAAUGGUGGUAUUGGUGGUGAUAGUGCUCGGUGGUGAUGGCACCAGGCUGAACGGGUAAGUCGAUUGAACAAUAACCGAACAGAAAUUUAUAUCGGCCAUCCGUCGUGCCGUGGUGUGCGAGUCCUAGUGAUAUGUGGAGACUUUCUCGUGGGCCCAGAGAGCGGUUGGAAGAUGGCCAAGAGGUCAAAAAGUGUGCGAAUGUACAAGCGCAUAAGAGAGAGCGAAAAACGCGCGAAUGAAAGAGAGAGAGAAAGAGAGAAAGAGGGCGAGAGAGUAAGUCAUGUGCGUAUGUGUGAGAAAGAAAGAGAGCGAGAGAGAGAGAGAGAGAGAGAGAGAGAGAGAGAGAGAGAAAGAAAGAAAGUAUGAGAGAGAGAGAGAGAGAGAGAGAGAGAGAGAGAGAAAGAAAGAAAAAGAGAGAAAGAGGAAACAAAAGGAGAAUAAUAAUGAAAAAAGGAUGGAACUAGUGCGACACGAGAGUAGACGAGAGAAAAACGAAACGUCGGAGAAUGCCAUGGCAGCGCAAUUGUAGUUUUAUAUUUGAGGUAUAAACAAAAAGUAAGAAUGUUAAUUAUCGGUGUUAGCGCGUAGGGUAUACUCGACGUCGUGCUCGCAGCCAUCGGCGUAUACCUUCCCCUUCGUGAAUUGGAUAAUUAAUAUCGACUAGUGUAAGAUAUUUCAUAGUAAAAUGAGAGGAACAAAAGGGAAGAAAGGAAGGAAGAAAAACUCAAAGAAGAGGCAACGGUCAGCUGCAUAAUAAUAUAUUAUUAAAAUCCAACAGAAAGAAAAAAAAAAGAAAAGAAACGUAUGUCGACGAUGAACCUAAAAUGGUGCGAUGUGGAAAAAACGAUAAUAUAUCGGGUGACGAUUAUUAUAUAUAUAAAUAUUAACGAUAGUAUAAUGCAAAUUUUUAUAUUUGCAUGUUUUGUGCUGUAAUUAGCGAGUAAUUAAGAUAUUUUGUAGAUAACACACAAACACACACACACUUCCAUUGAAUCUUUAAUUCAAUUUUUCGUGCCGCGUCGCGUCAGCGCGAAAGGAGAAUGCGCGCGCGUAGCUUAAAAACACGGCGCUGCAAGAGUCUCGAUUUUAGAAGCACAGGCAAACAAAGCUAGGACUGAAGAAAGACAUUGCUAAUGAUGAGAGAAUGAGAGAGAAAGAGAGAGAGAGAAAGAGAGAGAGAGAGAGAGAGAGAGAGAGAGAGAGAGAGAGAGAGAAACAUAUUGCGUGAUGUUAUGUUGCUGCUGUUGAAUGAAAAUAUUAAGAGAGUAAGAGAGAGAGAGAGAGAGAGAGAGAGAGAGAGAGAGAGAGCGAAUGAUAAAGAUGGAAUGAAGAUAGAGCGGGAGAUUAUAGAAUGAGGAGAUAAGGAGAGAGAAUGAAAUAAAAAUUUAGAGCGGUGCGG
Vespa velutina is the source of this 8118-nucleotide messenger RNA. RefSeq names its product trithorax group protein osa (gene osa). The coding region runs from base 285 to 6557 and encodes 2090 amino acids. The record is from RefSeq and is a predicted model, not a curated record. Gene Ontology annotation, cellular component: brahma complex; nBAF complex; SWI/SNF complex. Lineage: Eukaryota; Metazoa; Arthropoda; Insecta; Hymenoptera; Vespidae. Gene Ontology annotation, biological process: chromatin remodeling; regulation of transcription by RNA polymerase II; positive regulation of DNA-templated transcription. The transcript has 20 exons. Gene Ontology annotation, molecular function: DNA binding; nucleosome binding.